GGUUACGUGUCGACACUACACCCGUGUCGGGUUUCUGGUCUCCUUUUGCAAUUUCUUCAAUGGUAAAAUAGCAGAUUUGGUUCCUGACUUCUGGAUUUUGCACAAGUUGAUCCUCAAGUCUCUGAUCUCUUCAAUUUACUUCUAAAAAGUAGGAUUUCUUCCAAUUAAAUCCUUUCCUACACAAAAAAUGAAAACCAUGUUUCAAUCAUGUCAAGCAGUGAUGAUAAAUCAACCAUUAAAAAACACCAUGUGGAUGAAUCCUUCAUGCUCAAAGCAAUGCAACAACAAUUUCAAAAGCUGAACAUCAUGUUUGAUGCAUUCAACAAUGAUGCCCAGAACUCAAAUUAUAGCAUAGACAGAAUUAUGAGAGGUAAAGGGGGCCAAAGAGGUAGGUUUAACCAAAGAGAACAAAAUCUACCAAGGUGGGGAGAUCGGCAAGAUCAUGACUUAGGCAGCAUCAAGAUGAAGAUUCCUCCAUUUCAAGGUAAAAAUAAUCCAGAUGUGUAUUUGGAGUGGGAAAAGAAGGUGGAGUUGGUGUUUGAUUGCCUAAACUAUUUUGAAGAGAAAAAGGUGAAAUUAGCAACAGUAGAAUUUACUGAUUACGCUGUGGGCCUUACUCAAGGGUCCAAAAGCAUUAAGGAUUAUCACAAGGAGAUGGAAAUUGCAAUGGUUAGAGCAAAUGUGGAAGAGGACAGAGAAGUAAAUAUGGCACAGUUUUUGCAUGGUUUAAAUCAUGAUAUAGCUAAUUUGGUGGAGAUGCAGCAUUAUGUGGAAUUAGAAGAUAUGGUGCACAUGGCGAUGAAAGUAGAACGGCAACUCAAGCGUAAAGGAGCCACCACCAAAACUGGACAAAAUUUAGGUUCCUCAUUUUCAUGGAAACUAAAUUGGAGCAAGAAGGAAGAAAAUUCUACUUUUAAGCCUAAAACGAUAGCAUAUAAGUCAAAAGAAGUUGGCAACAAUGAGAAGAGUAAAACUGACAAUACACAAGAGAAUGGAGAAGUUGAAAUCGAGGGUGAAUUUGAUGAUGACUCUAUGCCACCAUCAGAAGAUGCUGAUGAUGGCGUGGAAUAUGCUGUUGAUGGAAAACUGCUCCUUAAUUUAACUAUGACGAAGCAUCCAAGGCCAUAUAAGUUGCAAUGGUUAAACAAUUGUAAGGAAAUCAAGGUAAAUAAGCAAGUUAUGGUUUCAUUCUCUGUUGGACAAUAUAAGGAUGAGGUACCUUGCAACGUGGUUCCUAUGCAUGCUGGACAUUUACUUUUGGGGAGACCAUGGCAAUAUGACAGGAGAGCAAUACAUGAUGGCUUCAAAAAUCAUUAUUUGUUCAUCACGGAGGGGAAAACAAUUACUCUUGCACCAUUGAGUCCAAGGCAGGUUUAUGAGGAUCAACUAAGAGUUAAAAAAGAGAGUGAGCUGAGAAAAGAGAGUGCGCUUGAGGAUGCUUAUUUCAAUGCUAACGAACUUAACGAUUCUUUGCCUAGUGUUGUUAAAUCUCUUUUGCAGGACUUCAAGGACGUGUUUCUAAAGGACAUUCCUAAUGGUUUACCAUUAAUAAGAGGAAUCGAGCAUCAGAUUGACUUCAUUUCAGCUGAUAGAAUUGUAGUUGACGAAGAAAAGGUUAAGGCUAUUAAAGAAUGGCCAACACCUAAGAAUAUUUUUGAGGUGCGGAGUGAUCAUGGUUUGCCGAGUUCCUACUGGAGGUUCUCGAAGAUGGCACACUUCAUUCCAUGUCAUAAAAUCAAUGAUGCAACCAAUAUUGCUGAUCCGUCCUUCAAGGAGGUUGUUCAUUUACAUGGUGUUCCAAGGACUAUUGUUGUUGAUCGCGAUGUUAAGUUCUUGAGUUACUUUUGGAAGACCAUGUGGGGAAAUUUGGGAACUAAGCUAUUGUCUUCGACCACUUGUCAUCCACAAACUGAAGGACAAACAAAAGUGGUUAAUAGGACAUUGUCAGCUUUGUUUCAUUCUAUUAUUCAGAAGAACUUGAAGAAUUGGGAAGAGUGUUUGCGGCACAUUGAAUUUGCUUAUAAUCGAAGUGUCCAUUCAACAACUAAUUGUUCACCAUUUGAAGUUGUGUAUGGUUUUAAUCCACUCACUCCUUUGGAUUUAUUGCCUUUACCUAUUGCUGAGCGAGCUAGUUUGGAUGGAAAAAAGAAAGCUCAAGUGGUUAAGCAACUGCAUGAAAGAGAGAGAUUCCCUUCACAAAGGCAUUCUAAGCUGCAACCAAGAGGCAAUGGACCAUUUCAAGUGAUUGCAAGGAUUAAUGACAACACAUACAAGUUGGAGCUUCCAGGUGAUCGUGUGAGGACAAAUCCUUUUGAGGAGAGAGGGAAUGAUGGGAAUCAAUAUAAUAGCACAUGUACCAUGUCAAAGGAUCCAUUACACAUUCAAGGAGGUCUAGUCACAAGAGUUAGAGCUCAGGAGAUGUGAGAAGCUUUAAAUGGCCUUAUUGAGUAGAUUUGGGUGGAAAACAACAUGCAACAAGUAAAUCAAAGCUUAGAUGAUUAUUAUGGCAUGGUAAACAUCAUUCUGGUCCAAGAGAAGCUUAAUUAAGGUCAUUCAUACCG
Molecule: messenger RNA, 2561 nt
Organism: Rubroshorea leprosula
Lineage: Eukaryota; Viridiplantae; Streptophyta; Magnoliopsida; Malvales; Dipterocarpaceae
Source: the annotation of a GenBank genome assembly